AUCUACAUUGGUUGCGUCCACGACGCCACGGAUCGUGACCUGCUCACCCGUACUGGCAUCACCCACGUCCUCAGUGCCUUGGAAGACUGCCCCGAGGUGCCCAUGAGCAUUGAACAGCUUCAUCUUCCCAUCUCCGACACCUUCAGCUCGGAGUUUGAGGUCUUGCCCAGCUUCUUGCGCGGCGCCCAGUUUAUCCACGAAGCCGUCAGCGCUGGUGGACGCGUCUUGGUGCACUGCGCCGCUGGCGUCUCGCGGUCCCCAACCAUGGUUGCCGCUUACCUCAUUCUCUACCACAACAUGUCCAUGGAAACGUCCAUCAGCCACCUGCAGGCGCUGCGCCAGGUGGUCUCGCCCAACCUCGCGUUUUUGGGCGUUCUGCUCACCAUGGAGCAG
Messenger RNA from Monosiga brevicollis MX1, 393 nucleotides. RefSeq lists its product as uncharacterized. Gene Ontology annotation, biological process: negative regulation of MAPK cascade; protein dephosphorylation. NCBI's taxonomy places the organism in Eukaryota, Choanoflagellata, Craspedida, Salpingoecidae. Gene Ontology annotation, cellular component: cytoplasm. Gene Ontology annotation, molecular function: MAP kinase tyrosine/serine/threonine phosphatase activity; protein tyrosine/threonine phosphatase activity. The annotation marks the transcript as partial. The record is from RefSeq and is a predicted model, not a curated record. The transcript has a single exon.